This is a messenger RNA of Cladophialophora psammophila CBS 110553, 255 nucleotides long. RefSeq lists its product as uncharacterized. NCBI's taxonomy places the organism in Eukaryota, Fungi, Ascomycota, Eurotiomycetes, Chaetothyriales, Herpotrichiellaceae. Gene Ontology annotation, molecular function: protein binding. The coding region runs from base 1 to 255 and encodes 84 amino acids. The record is from RefSeq and is a predicted model, not a curated record. The transcript has 2 exons.
AUGAAGCUUACGGCUGAGAUUGACAAGAACAACAAUCAUCGCAUGGGGGCUCUGAUGCAUGCAAUUGAUUAUGAACAUGAAGAGAUGGUGAAGAUGUUACUCACUCGAGACGAUCUCGACGUAAAUGAUGAUAUUGAUACGGAGAUCAGAGAUGGGGUUGGUCGGACGCCGCUGGACCGGGCCAUUGAGGGCAAGAAUCAGUUGGCUAUUAAGGCAUUGAAGAAUUGGCGCGGCGACCGUGAUAUCGAGCAUUAG